CUUGUUUUGAUGAGUUUGACAUUAGUCUUUGUUAUGACGGUCAUUUUAAUAAAAUUUGAUGAUUAACAUUGAAUCGCGAUUCAAAAACUCGAGAAAAGCGAUCUUCUUAGAUUUGUGCAACUAUUAUUGACCAACAUUAUGGCCUUCGCCACGAACGACGUGUCCAUCGGCGACUCGGAACCGCGCGAGCUACUCUUCGACAGGCACGUCGAGUACAUCGCCAACCACGGUAACGACAAAAACGACUACGAGUACUGCAUGACGGAGUUCCUGCGGAUGUCCGGCAUCUACUGGGGCGUAACAGGGCUGGACCUGAUGGGCCAGCUCGGUCGCCUCAACCGGGACGAAAUCGUGGACUUUAUCCGCAAGUGCCACUGCCCGGUGAGUGGCGGAGUGGCGGCCUGCGAGGGCCACGAUCCGCACAUUCUGUACACGCUGAGUGCGGUGCAGAUUCUGUGCAUUUACGAUGCGCUGGACGAGGUGGAUACGGGCGCGAUUGCGCGGUACGUGGGCUCGCUGCAGCAGCUCGACGGAAGCUUCUUCGGGGACAAGUGGGGCGAGGUGGACACGCGCUUCUCGUUCUGUGCGGUCGCGAUUUUGAGCUUGAUUAACAAAAUGUCCGUCAUCAACCUGGACAAGGCGGUCGACUUUGUGAUGUCGUGCUGCAACUCGGACGGCGGCUUCGGCUCGAAACCCAACGCCGAAAGCCACGCCGGCCUGAUCUACUGCUGCGUCGGUUUCCUGUCCAUCACGGAUCAACUGCACCGCCUCGAUUGCGAGAAGCUAGCCUGGUGGCUCUGCGAACGGCAGCUGCCCAGCGGAGGUCUCAACGGCCGGCCGGAGAAGCUGCCCGACGUUUGCUACUCGUGGUGGGUGCUGGCCUCGCUCACCAUCAUGGGCCGCCUUCACUGGAUCAGCGCCGAAAAGCUGGAGCGUUUUAUCCUGUCCUGCCAGGACGGCGAGACGGGAGGCUUCUCGGACCGCACCGGAAACAUGCCGGACAUUUUCCACACCCUGUUCGGGUUGGGGGCGCUGUCGCUGCUCGGGGACGAUCGCCUCCGGAAGGUGAACCCGACCUUUUGCAUGCCGCAGUACGUCAUUGACCGGUGCAAGGUCCAACCGAAGACGAUCGUUCUGUAGGUAGACGAAGGGUGGAAAACGGCACCAAAAAAGACCAACACUCAUGAUUAUGUUUUCACGACACAGAGAUCUUUUUAUUUUUGAUCGAUGCUACUAUUCCAUUUACUGUGUUUAAAUAUUAUGUUUCCUUUUGUUAUCAAGUAAUAAAACAAGCUUCUCUGCACAA
Culex pipiens pallens (northern house mosquito) is the source of this 1306-nucleotide messenger RNA. It is a transcript of the gene betaggt-II, whose product is annotated as geranylgeranyl transferase type-2 subunit beta. The coding region runs from base 139 to 1140 and encodes 333 amino acids. The transcript is spliced from 3 exons. Gene Ontology annotation, molecular function: Rab geranylgeranyltransferase activity. NCBI's taxonomy places the organism in Eukaryota, Metazoa, Arthropoda, Insecta, Diptera, Culicidae. Gene Ontology annotation, biological process: protein geranylgeranylation. The record is from RefSeq and is a predicted model, not a curated record. Gene Ontology annotation, cellular component: Rab-protein geranylgeranyltransferase complex.